This is a messenger RNA of Ornithodoros turicata, 657 nucleotides long. Its product is annotated as tetraspanin-15-like. The record is from RefSeq and is a predicted model, not a curated record. Lineage: Eukaryota; Metazoa; Arthropoda; Arachnida; Ixodida; Argasidae. The coding region runs from base 1 to 657 and encodes 218 amino acids. Gene Ontology annotation, cellular component: plasma membrane. The transcript has a single exon.
AUGCUGAGCAGCGCAGCUCUCAAGCGGCUUACGGCCGCCACAGGUAUCGUCCUUCUCUGCUGUGGUGUUGUUCUCAUCGCCGUGGGAAGCUUUGUGCAUGCCAGACUGAACCCAUUCGGGGAGUUCUAUGCCGGACGCUUAGGUCCAGCCAUCAUCCUCAUCGUCAUGGGCGUCAUAUCCUUUCCUCUAGUUGCUCUUCUCUCCUGGGCUAUCCUACGUGAACAUCUACUGGCCCUCCUCCUAUUCCUGCUCAUCCUCGCAGGAAUCAUAGCGUGCGAAAUUGGUGCGGCCGUCGCCAUAUUCGAAUAUCGCUUCGUCAUUUGGAUGACGGUGCGGGAGAGAGUGCUCUACGACCUGAACGAAUGCAGAGGCUUCGGCUUGCAGUACGUCCAAGAGAGACUUUAUUGCUGCGGAGGACCCUUGGGGAUAAACGACUACCGAGACCGAGGUUUGCCAGUGCCAUCAACCUGUUGUCCUUCCGGCAUAUGUCCACCGUGUGAUUUGAGACUGGAGAUGCACUACCGGUAUUUCAUCGAACACGUCGGUGCCACUGCCAUCGUGAUGCUCUGCCUCCAGUUCCUUUCGCUGCUCUCGGGCUGCUUGCUCGCAUUCGUGGUCAGAGCGGAGAACGCGCUCAUAUACACAGUGAACGAGUAG